Molecule: messenger RNA, 1053 nt
Organism: Paramisgurnus dabryanus
Lineage: Eukaryota; Metazoa; Chordata; Actinopteri; Cypriniformes; Cobitidae
Product: lysozyme g-like
Biological process (GO): defense response to Gram-positive bacterium; peptidoglycan catabolic process
Cellular component (GO): extracellular region
Molecular function (GO): lysozyme activity
Source: RefSeq, a predicted model, not a curated record
CUACAGUUAGGAAGAGGAAACCAGUUCCCCCACCUCGCAGGAAGAACAUGAGAAAAGAGAAAGCAAAACUGUUUAGGAGUCUGUCUGACCAGCAGUAAUCAACCUUAGUUUAAAAUACUCAGUUCUGACAUCUUAUCAUGGCGUGCAUUUAUGGAGACAUCACGAAAAUAGACACAACUGGAGCAUCACAAGCAACAGCCAAACAGGACAAAUUAACUGUAACAGGUGUUGAAGCCUCUAAAAAACUGGCUGAGAAUGAUCUGAACCGAAUGGAGAAAUACAAGAGUAAAAUCAUUAAUGUUGGUAAAGCAAAGCAAAUGGACCCAGCUGUGAUCGCUGCCAUCAUAUCCAGAGAGUCCAGAGCUGGAGCUGCACUGAAGGAUGGGUGGGGUGAUCAUGGCAAUGGUUUCGGGCUCAUGCAGGUUGACAAACGGCAUCACGUUCCUGUUGGUGCCUGGGACAGUGAAGAGCAUCUUAAACAAGGAACUGAUAUACUUAUUAGCUCUAUUCAACAAAUUAAAGCAAAAUUUCCCCAGUGGACAAAAGAGCAAUGUUUUAAAGGAGGAAUAUCAGCUUACAAUGCAGGUGUGGGGAAUGUGCGCUCAUAUGACCGCAUGGACAUCGGCACCACAGGAAACGACUACGCUAAUGAUGUUGUUGCCAGAGCCCAGUGGUAUAAAUGCAAGGGUUACUGAACAACAACUGCUACUGACCCAUAAAAGUUAACUUACUUUGAUCGUAAGUUUUAUAUCUUUGACAUAAUAGGAUUUUGUUUAGAAAAUAGUAAAUCACAAAAAAUGACAUUCACAGGUAUGGGAUCAUAUUACAGAGAUCUUUAAUCCUGCUUCUAGAGAUAAAUUGUGUGUCUUAAUUAGUUCCCUAGGUCAAAUCACUACAAGUCCUCGUGCCUGUCGCGUGGUUACCACUGCUGUUUAUCAACAGACAGAUGCAUAAGAUUAUGCUGCAUAACGUACAUUAUAAAAAUACUUGACUGUAUCUUUGUUUGUAUGUGUGUUUAUGUUGAAAUGUAAUUAAAUAAAGGUUUUUCUCAAA